AUGCUUACUGUACACCAUCUACGCGUCUCUCAAUCAGAACGUAUCGUCUGGCUGUGCGAGGAGCUAGGCAUCGACUACGAUCUGAAGCUCUACCGCCGAGACCCAUUCUUCUCUCCCCAAGCGCUCAAAGACCUCACUGAGAUUGGUACUGCACCCGUCAUCCAAGAUGGCAACUUGACGAUGGGUGAAUCGGCAGCUUGUGCCGACUACAUCAUCCACAAGCACGGAAACGGUCGUCUGGCUCUGCCUCCCUCCCAUCCAAACUACGCCGACUACCUCUACUGGUUCCACUACUCCAAUGGCUCGUUGCAACCAGGAGUCAGUCGUAUGCUCACACUCAAAUCCGCCGGCAUCGACACCUCCAACGACGUCUUCAAGCGCUACACAGAACGUUUGCACCAAUAUCUCCUUCACAUUGACAACCAUCUCGCCAAAGGCAAUAAAUGGUUAGCAGGCGAUGAGUUCACAGCUGCGGAUAUCAUGACUGUCUUUACGCUUACCACCAUGCGUACAUUCUACAGUCUGGAUCUCAGUGCGUAUAAGAAUAUCUUGCCGUAUUUGGAGAGGAAUGUGCAGAGGGAGGCGUACAAGAGGUAUAGGGAGAAGGCCGAGGAUGCUGACUUCCCACUUAUGAUUGAGGGGCCUGCUCCGGAGAACUUUUUGGAAAAGGUGAGGAGGUCAGCGAAGGCUUGA
Messenger RNA from Aureobasidium namibiae CBS 147.97, 693 nucleotides. Its product is annotated as glutathione S-transferase. The record is from RefSeq and is a predicted model, not a curated record. Lineage: Eukaryota; Fungi; Ascomycota; Dothideomycetes; Dothideales; Saccotheciaceae. The transcript has a single exon. The coding region runs from base 1 to 693 and encodes 230 amino acids.